Cataglyphis hispanica is the source of this 2477-nucleotide messenger RNA. RefSeq names its product cytochrome P450 4C1-like. The record is from RefSeq and is a predicted model, not a curated record. The transcript is spliced from 13 exons. NCBI's taxonomy places the organism in Eukaryota, Metazoa, Arthropoda, Insecta, Hymenoptera, Formicidae. Gene Ontology annotation, molecular function: iron ion binding; heme binding; oxidoreductase activity, acting on paired donors, with incorporation or reduction of molecular oxygen. Bases 448 to 1980 code for a protein of 510 amino acids.
UGACAGCUGAGAAAACCGAUAAUUAGAAGACAUCGAUAUAGCUUGCUUGCUCAUAGCUGAAUAAUAUAAUAUCGCGCAUAAUAUAAUACGAUCUCUAUAACGCGUACAAGUGAUAAAGUACACAAAAAUCUUGUGAAAUACGUCAAAUUAUAUCAGAAGAUUGUGAGUAUUUUAUUCAGAGCGUGGAUCCUAAUCCUUCAAGCAUCAAUCCCAGAAGCCCGAACAACCCCUUCUUUAGCAGCUAAGAGCACAACACAAUAUAAGAGUGUGAUACAUAAAAGAUUUUGAUAGAAGAGUUUAGUACGAGAGUUUGUCAUUGAUAACAAGGCAAUGAUCAGUAUUGUAAAGCAAACAUUUACUUCGUAACGUGAUUUGAUAAUUUAAGAAUCAGAGGAACAGGUUGCUAAAGAAGAUUGAGUUUAAUUAGACUUAUUACGUUAAGGAACGAUGUUUAUUAUUAUAUUGCUAUUAUCUAUACUUACUUUAUUGCUGUGUCAUUAUUAUGUGAAUCAUGGAAAAAACGGGCGACUCAUUAAUCUUAUACCAGGACCCCCGUGUUCUCUGAUUUCUGGUAAUGCAUUAGAAUUCAUUGUUUCACCAGAAGAACAAUGGAAGUUGCUACAUUCCAUACUUGACAAGUAUUAUCCCAUUGCAAGAAUAUGGGGUUUUUUCAGGCCUCUUGUAUCAAUUCGUCAUCCAGAUGAUAUGGAGACGAUAUUAAGCAGCACCAAGCACAUCGAGAAAAGUAUUAUAUAUAAUGUAUUACAUCCUUGGUUCGGAACAGGUCUCCUCACUAGCACAGGCACCAAAUGGCAAUCACGAAGAAAGAUAUUAACACCUGCAUUCCAUUUCAAUAUCUUAAAUCACUUUGUUGAUAUUUUGAUUAAAGAGAGCGAUCACAUGAUAAAGUCUUUGAAGGAUGAAGAAGGAAUAAUCGUAAAAGAUUUAAUACCAUUUAUUAGUGAACAUACGUUGAAUGCAAUAUGCGAAACUGCCAUGGGCAUCUCUCUGCAUGAUCUUGGCGCGUUCCAGCAAAAGUAUCGAGAGGCUGUUCACCAGAUAAUCGAACUUAUGAUUUAUAGAUUAGUGAGAAUUUGGCUCCAUAAUGAUCUGAUAUUUGCUUUGACGCCACCAGGAAGAAGGCAAAGAAAGGUUCUUAAGAUAUUGCAUGGAUUUACGGAAAAAAUCAUCGUAGAAAGGAAGCUUUACCAUAAAAAGACCAAUGGUCAAUAUUUGAAAAACCUUGAAAAUGAUAAAAAGGCGGACAUGGAUGAUGUAGAAAUGUUCGGAAUUAAAAAAAAGCGACUAGCCAUGUUGGAUCUCUUAAUAGCGGCAUCUCAGGAAGGAUUGUUGACUGAUUUGGAUAUCAGAGAAGAAGUUGAUACUUUUAUGUUUGAAGGUCAUGAUACUACAGCGAUGGGUAUAACGUUUGCUUUAUUAUUAUUAGCUGAACACAAAGAUAUUCAGGAACGUGUAAGAACUGAAGUCAAUAUCGUGAUGCAAGAAAACGAAGGAACGCUUACUAUAAGAUCAAUGCAAAAUUUGUUAUACUUAGAUAGAUGUUUAAAGGAAACGCUACGUUUAUAUCCCAGUGUGUUUUUUAUAUCACGAUUUACUGCGGAGGAUGUAAAACUACAAUCAUAUGUAGUACCUGCUGGAACAGCGAUACAUCUUAAUAUUUAUGGAGUUCAUAGAGAUCCUAAUUUCUGGCCAAAUCCAGAAGUAUUUGAUCCGGAUAGAUUUUUGCCCGAAAGGAUUCUGAACCGUCAUCCGUAUUGCUAUCUACCAUUCAGCGCAGGACCGCGGAAUUGCAUAGGUCAACGGUUCGGUCUGUUGGAGAUGAAAGCUAUAAUAGCUCCUCUGGUGCACAAUUUUUAUUUGGAGCCUAUUGAUUAUUUAAAAGAUCUUCGGAUAAGAUCCGAUUUAAUACUUCGUCCUUUUCAUCCACUUCAUAUGAGAUUUAUUCCAAUCAAAUGCUAAUAAUUAUUUGAGAUUGAUAAAAAAAUAGAUAAGUUUGUGCGAUCCGAUAUCCGAUAUAUAUAUAUAUAUAUAUAUAUAUGUAUGUAUAUAAUAAAUAGAUAAAUACAUAUAUAAAAAUAGAUAAGUUGUGCGAUCCGAUAUCGGAUAUCCGAUAUAUAUAUAUAUAUAUAUAUAUAUAUAUAUAUAUAUAUAUAUAUAAAAUAAAGACGUUUUCGUUAUGUAAUAUACAUUAGACGCUAAAUAAUAAGUACUCUCAAAUUUGAGGAUAAUAUCUUUAUCUUAUAUAUGUAUAUUGUCAUAUACAAUAAGGGCGUGAAUGUACUUUCUAAAUAAGAAAUUUCAAGUUAAUGUACUUUCUAAAGAUCGUGAUAUAUAGAAAAACGUAAGCAGUAAGAUUUAAAACAUAAAGAAAGCGACUAAUUAAACCGGAUUUGCAACAAGUAUAGUAAGCUUUAAGCUGUAAAAAAAGUAUCAAUAGCAAUUGAUUAUUUUCCUCA